UUGACAUAACCCCAUACAAAAGUCGAAAGCAAGUUGAUUAAUAAAAAGAUAAAAACACCUGUAUUUGAGUAAUAUUUAGAUAACUGGCAGUUAAUUGUGAUGACAAACGAUAUGUGAUAAGAUUAUAAAUACUAUUACUUUUCUGUGUCAAUUAGAUAGUUUAGUCCCAGUAAAUUUGAAAAAAACAAUGAGCGAGACGAAAAAAAGAGAACUUCCAUCUACCAUGAGGAAGGCUUUAGCAGUAGAUGCAUACAUUACAGAUAAUUUUGUAAAAGCUGCGGAAAAAUUUUUGGCUUUUCGUUCUUUAAAAACGCAUUAUCGAGCACUAGAGAUAUCAUGUCAUGGAAUUGUUUGGAUCGCGACUUGGCUCGCUUUUAUAUGGAUAAUAAAUAGUAAACAUCUGUAUCAGAUGCAAGUUAAUUUUCUGAUAGGUUUAUUUACCGAUAUUUUAAUUAUUGCUAUUAUAAAGGCACUAGUUCGACGAAGAAGACCAACGCCGAAUACUGAUAUUUUUGGAAUAGGUCCUGAUAAAUUUUCCUUUCCAUCAGGCCAUGCUUCGCGAGCAAGUUUUAUAGUUUACUUUUUCAUCAAUUUAUGGCCAGUGAAUUAUAUUUUCAUCCCUCCUUUAUUAGCAUGGUCGUUUAGUAUUUGUCUCUCGAGGGUUUUAAUGAGAAGACACUACUUACUCGACGUAGUCGCCGGAAUUUUGUUCGGUAUCAUAAAUGGAAUUUUAAUCGGUACCAUGUAUCUAACACAAGAAACAAGUACAGAUCUUAUUUCGUGGAUCAGCGACGAAAAAUUAGAUGGUGGCGAAUAUCACGUGUGAAAAUUUACUUUUUCAAUUAAGUAACAAUAUUUUUUUUCAAAAAGAAAAUUCUUUAAAAAUACAAUUUGAAAAACAUAAAAAAUAUGAAAAAUAUAAAAAAUAUGAAAAAUAUACAAAAAUUACAAUUUUAUAAACUAAAAAUUAUAUUUUCGGAAAAGUGAGAAAAUAACGGGAUUUAAUUGCCUUAAAAAAUUGUUACACAGCUUUACAUAAACUUUAAAACCAAAAAGGGAAAAAAUAAAAAUUUAUUUUCUAA
Leptopilina heterotoma is the source of this 1082-nucleotide messenger RNA. Its product is annotated as phospholipid phosphatase 6. The transcript has 4 exons. The record is from RefSeq and is a predicted model, not a curated record. Gene Ontology annotation, molecular function: sphingosine-1-phosphate phosphatase activity. The coding region runs from base 188 to 826 and encodes 212 amino acids. NCBI's taxonomy places the organism in Eukaryota, Metazoa, Arthropoda, Insecta, Hymenoptera, Figitidae.